Molecule: messenger RNA, 1139 nt
Organism: Bactrocera neohumeralis
Lineage: Eukaryota; Metazoa; Arthropoda; Insecta; Diptera; Tephritidae
Product: fibulin-1
Exons: 4
Coding region: 1-1080 (359 amino acids)
Molecular function (GO): calcium ion binding
Source: RefSeq, a predicted model, not a curated record
AUGUCGCACACAGGUGGCGCUGUGUGGCGUGAAAAACAAAAUGCGGUGACGAAAAAUGUUGCAUACCACAAAGGCGCUAGGAAAAAUUGCCAUCGUCGCGGAAAGACGCUUGUUGGCAAAGAGGCCCGCACUCACAUCAACGAGUGCGCGACGGCGUGCCGUUGCAUAGACAUUAAUGAAUGUGGCCAGGGGCAUCCACCCGUUUGUCCCUCGAAUGCUCUAUGUCUGAAUACCUUAGGAUCAUAUUAUUGCGAAUGCAAAUCUGGUUUCCAAAAGAGCAAAGGGAACGAACACAUUUGUUUGGAUGUUGAUGAGUGCCAGGAAAUACCGGGUCUAUGCCAACAGAAGUGUGUUAAUUAUUGGGGUGGUUACCGUUGUACUUGUAACCAAGGAUUCGAGUUAAGUGCCGACAAUCGCACAUGCAAUGAUGUAGACGAGUGCGAAGUACACAAGGCGUACAAACUCUGUAUGGGCUAUUGCAAUAAUGUUCCCGGAUCGUAUGAGUGUUCAUGUCCACGGGGAUAUGCGUUGGCUUUGGACAAAAAUACUUGUCGCGAUAUUGACGAGUGCGCAACUGGAGAAUUUUGUACGGGACGUAACGAUAUAUGCACGAAUAUACAUGGUAGUUACAAAUGUACCACUAUACAUUGUCAGUAUGGAUAUGUCAAUGAUCCGGAUCAGAAAAAUCGUUGUCGCUUGACCAACAAUCUCUGUGAGGGCGACGAAUGCUAUAGCAAACCAUCUGCUUACACUUACAAUUUCAUUACACUUGUCUCAAAACUUAUGAUACCGCCAGAAGGCAGAAUUGUGUUUACGCUUCGUGGACCUAUAUGGUAUGAUGAUAUCGACUUUGAUUUGAAAAUUAUAAACAUUCAAGCGUCGGCUAAUAUCGAAAAAGCGUCUGAUAAUCAUUUUGACACCCUUAAGAGUAAACAUGAGGUUCACUUGCAACUGACACGAUCUUUGGAAGGCCCGCAGGAUAUUGAAUUAGAACUCGGUAUGACGGUUUUCACAAAUGGUAUGCCGAGGGGAAAGAGCGUUGCCAAAAUAUUUAUUUUAGUGUCACAGUACACCUUUUAAAAUUAGAUCACAAAACAAUAUUCAUAUAAAAUACACAUACUUGUAUAUUACGUAAGAAA